AGUCCGUUUGACGGGUGGUAUAUUCAUGGAAUCAAUAUCAAAGUUUUUUGAAAUGAUUAUCCAAUCUCAACCAUUACAAUACAAAAACCCAUUAGAUCAACCAACGGACCUUUGUAAUUAUCAGAAGACUCAUCCGGAAUGUACCAAUACGAAGAACCAAGCGGCCGCUUUAUCGCGACAUGGCAUGACUAGAAAAGGCGAGGAAAAUAAAUUAUGGAUUGAAAAAUUAUUAAAAGAAGGAGGCGUAAAGGAUAUCAACUGUAAUGAAUUCAGUGUUUUAAAACAUAUAACGAAUGGAAGCACAUGUCAAAUUAAAAAGGCAACAUGGAAUGACGGGAUUAGAAAAGCAAUAGUUGUUUUAAAACUCAUAGAAGAAAAGUCGGAUGAAACAGAACAUACUGAGGUUAUUCGAGAACUCAAGGUUUAUUAUUCGAUAAAUUUAAGAGGCACUCAUGAAAAUAUUACCAAAUUCUAUGGAUUAAGUAUCAAAUGGCUAUGUGAUGGUUCUAGAAUGUGCUGA
Acaulospora morrowiae is the source of this 520-nucleotide messenger RNA. Lineage: Eukaryota; Fungi; Glomeromycota; Glomeromycetes; Diversisporales; Acaulosporaceae. The record is from the annotation of a GenBank genome assembly.